Messenger RNA from Neodiprion fabricii, 3193 nucleotides. It is a transcript of the gene mIF2, whose product is annotated as translation initiation factor IF-2, mitochondrial. NCBI's taxonomy places the organism in Eukaryota, Metazoa, Arthropoda, Insecta, Hymenoptera, Diprionidae. Gene Ontology annotation, molecular function: translation initiation factor activity; GTP binding; GTPase activity. The record is from RefSeq and is a predicted model, not a curated record. Bases 45 to 2240 code for a protein of 731 amino acids. Gene Ontology annotation, biological process: translational initiation. The transcript is spliced from 11 exons.
UUUCGUCUUCAGCGCGGUGGAACUCGCGCUUCGAAAAAGCUGCGAUGUUAUUGGCUGCUGGUUCUGCGUUCAAUCCGAAAAAGUGUGUUAUGUCAAGUAUGGCGGCCCUUGUAAUUCGGAAGCAAAUGAAACCAAUUUUUUAUCGAAGAUUAUACGACAUAACUAAAGAUAAAGUCAUUGGAAUUAAUAUUAAUCAAGGAUUGACAAUAACUUGGGAUCAACGCCAGUUAUUUCAUGCAACUAUAUGGUGUAGACGUAAAAAAGCUGUGGAUGCGAGAUCGAUACGCCCUAUUCUAUACCCUUCAAAAUCGAAAACGCAACAGCUAGAGGCAGUAAAAAUAUGGAAGAAUAUGACUGUCGCAGAAGUGGCGCAAGCUGCAGAAAAGGAUAUAAGCUUAGUAUUUGAGGCUAUGGAAUUUACGGGUGGUAAUAGAUUCUAUAAAAACCGCAACUCUGUUAUAGAUGAUAUGAAAGAAAUCCGAGAAAUCAUUAAAAUAUUUGGUAGAAAAGUUGAAUGCGUAUCGCAACCCAGUGAAAAUACAGAGUCUGCUGAUGACACCAAUAAGGAUGCACUAAGGCGGCCUCCACCAGACCCGGCUGUUCUGAUAAAACGUCAUCCAGUAGUUACAGUCAUGGGCCACGUUGACCAUGGAAAAACAACACUCUUAGACUCGCUGCGUAGCACAGCAGUUGUGGACUCUGAGUUUGGUGGGAUAACUCAACACAUUGGAGCAUUUAAUGUUACCCUUGACACCAAUGAAAGGAUAACUUUUUUGGACACUCCUGGACACGCGGCAUUCAGCGCAAUGAGAGCUAGAGGUGCACAUGUUACAGAUAUUGUUAUUCUAGUGGUAGCCGCGGAUGAUGGAGUGAUGGAACAAACAAUUCAGAGCAUUCGAAUGGCAAAGGACGCUAAAGUGCCGAUAAUCGUAGCAAUAAACAAGAUUGAUAAGCCAGAUGCUGAUAUUGAACGGACAAAGGCAAUGCUGGCACAAAAUGGCAUACAAGUAGAAGAUCUAGGUGGAGACGUACAGAGCAUAAAUAUUUCAGCGCUGAAAAAAAUUAAUUUGACCAACCUGACUGAAGCAAUCGCAGCGCAAGCAGAAGUGAUGAGUCUCCAGGGAGAUCCUACAGGUCUUGUGGAAGCAGUUGUAAUUGAGGCAUCCAAUGAUCCAGGACGUGGGAAGCUUGCAACUGUAUUGAUUCAGCGUGGAACCCUCAGAAAAGGAUCUAUUCUCGUGUGUGGAAAAGCCUGGGCCAAAGUUAGAUCAAUGUUUAAUGAAGAUGGUAAACCUGUGAUGGAAGGUAAGUUGUCCGAUGCUGUGCAGGUCAUUGGAUGGCGCGAGAUGCCAGUUGCUGGGGAUGAGAUACUUGAAGUUGAAAGCGAAAAGAGAGCAAAAGAUGUAAUCAAGUACAGGAUGAGUCAGGAGUUUGAGAAGAAAGCCAAGGAGCACGCGAAAGCUGCAGAGGAAAGACACCAGCAACACCUUGUUGAAUACAGAGAAAAUUUAUUGAAAAAAAGAGCGUUGGGAAUAAGAUAUAAAAUGAGAGCGACCGGUCCGCGACAAAAGGAAAAACCUCGCGAUGACGGAUCGCUCAAGGUUAACGUCAUCAUCAAAGGCGAUGUUGGUGGAUCUGUUGAAGCUAUAUUAGACGUACUGGAUACUUACUCUAGCACAAACGCGUGCCAGCUUAACCUAAUUCAUUACGGUGUUGGAAACGUCACAGAGACCGAUAUUGAUUUAGCGGAUGCAUUUAACGCUAUAAUAUACAGCUUCAACGUUGAGACACCAGGUAAAGUUGGAAUUCUAGCGAAGGAGAAUGGUGUCCAGAUCCGGCCAUUUAACGUCAUCUACAAACUAAUCGACGAUUUAAAAGAUGAAAUAAGUAGAAAGCUUCCCGUGGUUCAACGAGAAGAUAUUCUUGGUGAAGCAAAUGUUUUGCAACAAUUUGAGAUAUCUGAGAGAAAGAAAACAGCUUACGUAGCUGGAUGUCGAUGCGUAAAAGGAAUGCUAAAAAAAUCUGCAUUAUUCAAAUUAGUGCGUGGAAAGGAAGUGAUUCACUCAGGUCCGGUAGAAUCGUUAAGGCAUAUCAAGUCUGAAGUUGAAACCAUUAAAAAUGGGGUGGAAUGCGGUCUCAGACUGAAGGAUCCUGAGGUUAAAUUUCAGCCUGGUGAUACCCUGGUUUGCUACAAUUUGGUUGACGAAGAGCAGAAAUGCGAAUGGGAUCCUGGAUUUUAAAUUAUACACUGUAAAGACGUAUUGUUGGUAACUAAUUAUGAUUUAAAAAUUUGUUGUAUAAAACGAAUAAACGAUGUACAUAUGCUGGAAAAACUAUGGAUUCUUUUUCUCAAACGACCUAGGCCAAUUUAAAAAGUUUUGUAUUGAUUCAUUCAAUUGUUUUGUUAGAUAAAGAAUAUUACUUAGGGUUGCAAAAUGAAAUCAUGUACAGAUUUAUUCACAAAUCUGUUCUGAAGAUGAAUUGAUGAAAAAUAGAACCAAUAUUACAUUUAAAAAGUAAAGAAAUAUGAUUUGCAUAUUUUAUUCGAAAUAUACACGUUAAUAACAUCAUUAGAUACUAUUGUGCAGAAAUAAUUAUAAUUUAAUAGGAUAUUUAAAUAGAUUGGAUUAGAUAUUCAUUAUAGAUUAUAUUAGAUGCAACGAUAGCAAAUGUAUCGAAACAAGACUUGCUGAUGAAACAUAAAUAUGCAAGAUGAAAUCUUGAAAUGACAACCAGAUAAGUUCAUUAACUCUAAAUUAAUCAAGUGAACCCAGUCAAGUAAAUGAUCGAAAUAGAGAAUACAGUUUGCGCACCAAUUUGGACACUUACGUUUCAGAUACUGGAAGUUUUUUUAGAGCACUAGUGACUACUGUCAUUUUCAUUUUAGCGUGAACAUUUGAUUUCUCUACAACUAUUUAUAACAACCGUGAGGUGUAUCAAUAUUUGUAAUCCACUUUUUUUUGAUUUCCGAUUUUUUUAUUGGUCUGUGUUAGAACUCAAAUCAAGAUAACUACACUUUAUAGCCCCAUGCCUACUGUAUACAUGUACUACAGAGUAUUUUUAACUUUAAAAUCAAUUGGCUGUCAUCGAACGUUAUAAAAAUAUAAAAAUAUAGUCAAAUAUCGUUAAGUGUCUUUUUUCCAAAACGUAUGCAUACCAUACAUUUCAUAAUUUAGUACGAUUGUUCAUCCAA